AUGUUCCUUCCCGAGACAAAUUUCAAGUUUGUGAACAUUUCUAUUGUAACAUACAAGUUAAAAUUGAAUAAAACACUUACAUUUGAAGUAGCUUGUUAUCCAAAUAAGCUAUACGAGUACAAACAGAUCAAAACACUUGCAUUUCUUAGGGAUAAUUUUCAAGAAAUUCUACAAAGUGAUGUAAUAUACAAGAAUAUAGCACAAGGAGAAGCAAGUGAUGGACUUACAGAGUUAGAUUCGAAGAUUCAGACAGAAGGUUAUGAAUUUAGCAAUGAAGACAAAAAUCUAAUCAGAAUCAAAUUCAUUCUUGAUAAUGGAUACGAAAGAAAGGAUAAGGAAACAACCAAACAAGAAAACAUUAAGGUUGAGAAUGAAUUGGUCAAUUUGAUUCAGAAGAAGAUCAAAUACAAAGGUGAAUACAUGACACAAGAAGCACUAAGAGUAGAGAUUAUAUCAAUGGGUAUAAUAAGCAAAUGUAGUAUACAGAAGGGUGGCAUCAAGAAGCUUGUUAGUGAUGUAAUGAAGAAACUUGAUGAUAAAGAAGGAUUCAGUAGAGUUGAAUUCAUCAUUGAAUUGUGGGAUAAAGAAAAUGACUGUAGAAACCUAACAGAAUUCAAGGAGUAUCAAAUUGAGGAGAAUAUCUAUAGAAUGCCUAGUGACAUAAUGCACAAUUUUACAGCAUAUUUAAAUGAGAAUAGCAUCGAUUACUUCAUAAGACAGGAAGAUGAGGAAUCGGAAGACAUCUGUUGA
Messenger RNA from Enterospora canceri, 750 nucleotides. NCBI's taxonomy places the organism in Eukaryota, Fungi, Microsporidia, Enterocytozoonidae. The record is from the annotation of a GenBank genome assembly.